Molecule: messenger RNA, 1022 nt
Organism: Teleopsis dalmanni
Lineage: Eukaryota; Metazoa; Arthropoda; Insecta; Diptera; Diopsidae
Gene: Prosbeta5
Product: proteasome subunit beta type-5
Exons: 2
Coding region: 93-908 (271 amino acids)
Cellular component (GO): proteasome core complex
Molecular function (GO): threonine-type endopeptidase activity
Source: RefSeq, a predicted model, not a curated record
ACCUCAUCAUUCCAUUUAUAAUAAAGUCAACAUUACAUGCAGGUUUUGUUUAAAGUUGAUUGUCAUUGUGGAAUCGUCGGUGUCUGAAUAAAAUGGCUUUAAGUGAAAUUUGUAAUUUUAACGAUACAAAUAAAAUAUUUGAUCAUGAAACAAUGCUUAGUUCAACCCUUUCCAUAGGAUUAAACAAUUUUCAUUGUUUGCAAGCUCCACCAUAUUCAAAUCCGGUGCAAAAUUUAAAAAAAUUUCAAUCUGAAGCUGGUUUAAAAAUUGACUUCGAUCAUGGUACUACUACUCUAGGAUUUAAAUAUCAGGGUGGUGUGGUAUUGGCUGUAGACUCGCGUGCUACAGGCGGUCAAUUUAUCGGUUCACAAACUAUGAAAAAAAUUGUCGAAAUAAAUAAAUACUUAUUGGGUACAUUGGCUGGAGGUGCUGCAGAUUGUGUUUAUUGGGACCGCGUAUUGGCUAAAGAAUGUCGUCUGCAUGAACUUCGUAACAAAGAACGUAUUUCGGUAGCCGCUGCUAGCAAAAUUAUGCAGAAUAUUGCACAUGAGUAUAAAGGUAUGGGAUUAAGCAUGGGUAUGAUGUUGGCAGGAUACGAUAAACGUGGCCCAGGAUUGUAUUAUGUCGAUUCUGAUGGUUCACGUACACCUGGUAAUUUAUUCUCUGUAGGAAGCGGAUCUAUUUUUGCAUAUGGUGUGCUCGAUUCUGGUUAUAAGUGGGAUCUGGAAGACGAAGCUGCUCAUGAACUUGGCAGACGUGCUAUUUAUCAUGCUACGUUUAGAGAUGCCUAUUCUGGUGGUAUUGUUCGAGUAUACCACAUGACUCCCGAUGGUUGGGUACAUAUUUCUGAUACCGAUUGCCAAGAACUUCAUUAUAAAUAUGAAGCAGAAAAAAAUAAUGCUAAGUGAAAAUAGUUUUUUAUGGAUGAAUUAAAAUAGCCCUGGACAUGGAUUAUUUUAUGUAUUAAAUAGCUUUUCUUUUAAUAAUGUACUUUUCAAGUUUGAAUUAAAAAUUAAAGAUUA